Esox lucius (northern pike) is the source of this 1678-nucleotide messenger RNA. Its product is annotated as phosphatidylinositol 4-phosphate 5-kinase-like protein 1. NCBI's taxonomy places the organism in Eukaryota, Metazoa, Chordata, Actinopteri, Esociformes, Esocidae. The coding region runs from base 149 to 1480 and encodes 443 amino acids. Gene Ontology annotation, biological process: phosphatidylinositol metabolic process. The transcript is spliced from 11 exons. The record is from RefSeq and is a predicted model, not a curated record. Gene Ontology annotation, molecular function: phosphatidylinositol kinase activity.
UUCUUAGCUGGCAUACCACUGGCACUAAAAAAACGCAUAAAACAAGAUGUUCCAUAUUGUGGUCAUGACGAGAACGAGAAAACUGUAGGAUAUCCUUGUACACCAAGGUAUCAAAGGAUAAAGGACAACAUCCGGAAACUAGCCUAAGAUGAAGAAGAGGAGCGGUCUACGCUUAUGUACCUUCGGAACUGCCAGGCAGAGGAGAUGGUGGGGUCUGAGGACCAGCUGGAUUUACAUUUAUGUUGCAUUUACAUUUACAUGGAGGAUGUCAGGGCUGUUUAACAUCAACCAGGAACAUGACUUCUACAGCCUCACCUGUCUUAUGAAAGAGGGCCUGCAUGCUGUCCUACUGACCAGCAAUGACACCCCAAGAGCCCUACCUGAAGAACUUUCUGCUGAACAUUACAAAUCGGUGGAGACUCAGGUCCACAAGGACCUUGAGAUGCGGACGUUUGCAGGCCUGGUGUUUGCCAGCCUGCGGCGCUCUCUGGACAUAACAGAGGAAGAUUACCAGAGGUCCCUCUCUUCUGAAGGAUGUUAUGUACAGUUCAUCAGCAACUCCAAGAGCAAAGCUGACUUCUUUCUCACGAAUGACAAGAGGUUCUUCCUGAAGACACAGAAUAUGCGAGAGGUUACAUUUUUUCUAUCCAACCUGAAGGCAUAUAUGGAUCACUUGAAAAGAUACCCGCACUCACUGAUGGUCAGGUUCCUGGGUCUCUAUAGCAUCCAAAUACCAAAUAAAACAAAGACGUAUUUCAUUGUAAUGCAGAACGUGUUUUACCCGGAUGAGAAGAUAAAUACCAGAUAUGACAUCAAGGGCUGUGAGGUGGGUAGGUGGACUGACCCUGCAUCUACAGUUACUAAUAUUCUGAAGGAUAACAACUUUGAAGGAAAGCAUAUUAUACUUGAUCAGCAGCGAUCCUGGCUUGUAGAUCAGGUUGAAAUAGACUCUGCAUUCCUCCGUAGCCUCAAUGUACUUGACUACAGUAUCCUACUGGCUCAUCAACCCCUGCAUCAACAUGAGCUGGACAGAAAGCACUCCUUUAGUAACCAGACUAUGGCUACUGCAAACCCCAAACUGAAAGAUCCCUCAACUAUUCCUUUGGAGGUGGACUCAGCUCAACAGGCCUCAGAUGCAAUGAACAGGGGGUCAGACCAAAUGCUGGACAAAAAAGGGCAUUUUGGCCAAGGAAUCCCUCUCCGGGCGAUAAACCGGUGCUCUGUAAACGGUACAAAACUCUGGGAUUUCCAAGCUAAUCACCGUAGGCUUCCUAAUUUCUCAAACUCAGUCCAUGUCAUAGAUGGGCCAAAGCUGCGCUAUUUUGUUGGUAUUGUGGACUUCUUCACUGUGUACGGUGUGAAGAAAAGGCAGGAGAACUUGUGGAAGAGUCUACGCUUUCCAGGCCGGGCCUUCUCCACUGUCAGCCCAGCAACCUACUCCCAGAGGUUCUGCCAAUGGGUUAGGGACCACACCAAAUAAGACCAGACACUGGGAGAUAGAGACACAAAGACUAUUUAAAUAAACAUAAGGACAGUAUAUUUGAGGGCAUUUUAUGUCAUAUUUAUAGUGAACAGAAGGUGACACCACAGCUUCGGUUGUAGUCCAUUAAAUGUUGUUCACUAAGUACACCCCCAUAAAUGUUUUUUUUCUUCCAAAAAAGUUGAAAAGGAAUGUUUU